CGAACAGCCAUGUUUGGAGCGGCGCCCGACAUCCGGCGCGUCGGGCUCGUCUUCGACCCGCGCGUGCCCCAGAGCCUCGGCUUCAACUCGUGGGUCCACACGGGCGGCAUCAACACGGAAUGGGACAUACCCGGCCUGCCCGAGCCCGGGUACAAGCCCGACGCCGUCCGGCGCGUCCAGGCAUUCUAUAGAGCUUCGGGCGGCCUCAUCCAGCCCACGCGCCCCGAGCUGAACCGCUGGGAACUGUUGCUUAUCCUGCCGGCCAGGGCGGUCGAGAUACUGCUGGAGGACGGCGAGUGGAUGAGAUGGGUCGACAGGGUGGUUCGUUGACUUUGGAGCAGCAGCGAUGUCGUCUGCCAGUGGUUUCUUUGGUUUCUGGUUUUUUUGGUUGGGGUGGCGGGCUUGGCUGGUGGUUUUGUUUUGUUUGUCUUGUUAUUCAUUCAUUUUUCUCCUUCCUUCGGCUCUUUGACUCAGGCUUAUUACAUCC
Lasiosphaeria miniovina is the source of this 487-nucleotide messenger RNA. RefSeq lists its product as uncharacterized. Lineage: Eukaryota; Fungi; Ascomycota; Sordariomycetes; Sordariales; Lasiosphaeriaceae. The transcript has a single exon. The coding region runs from base 10 to 330 and encodes 106 amino acids. The record is from RefSeq and is a predicted model, not a curated record.